Molecule: messenger RNA, 1459 nt
Organism: Phascolarctos cinereus (koala)
Lineage: Eukaryota; Metazoa; Chordata; Mammalia; Diprotodontia; Phascolarctidae
Source: RefSeq, a predicted model, not a curated record
AUGACUUGAAAACCUUGUUUGAUGAUUUCAAUCUUAAUGUAAGAUCUGAUGUUGUCAAGAGUAUAUUGCGAAGAGUAUCUGUUGAUGAAGAUGGAAAUGUGUCUGCCAAAGAGGCUUUCUUGGCAUUGAACAGCAUAGAGAGACUUUCAGAUUUUAAAGAACGAGAGCAGCUGGUCACUUCUCUUAACAAAUCACCGAGAAGGACAUUAGUAUGGAUGAUUUGCAAUCCAUGCUGCAGGGCAUUGGGGUUACUGUACCCGUGCAAGAAAUCCAGGAAGCAGUAAAAAGUAUCCCUGCUAGUGAUGACAGAAAGGUCAAAGUAAAAGAGUUCAUGACAGCAUUGACAACAACUCCAUUUUUUACUAAAGCUUCAGAGAUAGAACAUCCUUUGGACAUCCUUACCUCCAUCCGGAGUAAUGAAGUUCCUGUUAAGGACCUCACCACCAUUAUAAAAAACAUGGGGAUUCGUUUAACACCCAAAGAGCUUGACAGCAUCCUGCAGAUUGUGCCUUUGAAGGAGGGUGAGAAGGUGGAUUUACAAAAAUUCAUGGAAAUUGUGUCUAAGAUGAAGUCCUUAGUCCAAGAUGAAAAUAAUAUGAUUGAAGUUGCAAACUUAAGUGCCAUUCUGGAUAGCAUGGGUAUGCAUUUGACCCCAGAAGAGAUCCAGAAGGCAAUGAAGCUUGUCACAGUGGAUGAUAAUGGAAAAGUGGAUUUGAACAAAUUUAUGAAUUCAGCACAAUAUAAUCAGAAAUACUCUCAACUUGAAGGAGAGUUGGUCAAUUUCAAGAAAUUGCGGGCUUUCCUAAACAACUCAGGAAUCCACCUAACUGAGCAAGAAACCCAGGAGAUACUGAAGCAUGUUCCUAUUGACGAAAAUGGGGAUGUGAACAAAAAGGAAUUCAUUGUGUAUAUGCUCAAUACUCGAAACCCAGCCCAAUAUGAAAAAAAUAAGGUCGAUGUUCAAAAAUUGGAAUAUCUCCUGGGCCUCAUGGAUAUCUAUCUCCCUGAAGAGGAAAUUCAGGAUGUGCUCCAGCACAUUCCAAUUGAAAAUGGGAAGGUGAAUUUGAAAAUAUUUAUGAAUGCUGCCCAAGAUAUCAAGAAGAUUCCUCUUUAUGACGGGAUGAAGACGGCUGUUCAAAACCUGUCCAACAUCCUGGGUAGCAUGAGGGUGAAUGUUACUGAUGAAAAGCUUCAAGAGCUUCUGAGAAAUUUGUCACUUGGUGAGGAUGGGAGUAUAGAUCAGAAUAAGGUGAUGGAGAUUGUAAGAAGUCAGAAAAAGGAAAUACCUGAAGGAAAUGAGGUCGAUCACUCUCAAUUGGAUGACAUUCUGAAGGACUUGGGGGUUUAUCUCACUGAAGAUGAACUUCAGGAACUAUUAAAACACCACCCAGAGAUUGCUGCUGGGAGGAUAGAACUGGAUAAAGUUAUAGAUUCUCUGAAGAAUUUUGAAGGUCAGUAA